Molecule: messenger RNA, 807 nt
Organism: Aphanomyces invadans
Lineage: Eukaryota; Oomycota; Saprolegniomycetes; Saprolegniales; Verrucalvaceae
Exons: 3
Coding region: 1-807 (268 amino acids)
Source: RefSeq, a predicted model, not a curated record
AUGUUGUUUAUGACCCUGGUAACGCUCAAACAUGCUGGAACCUGGAACCUCCUCGCCGCAAGCUUUGACGAGAAGGCGUCGACCUUCAGCAACCGAGUGAACAACUUCAUCUGCGUGAUCCAUCCGUACCUAUUUGAAACACACAAGUCAGCUCUGUACGCUGUUGACGUCGCCUUUCAGCAGACAACUGCCCCAGCUGCAUUCUUUGGCGAAAAGAAGGUAUACUUUUCCAAGAAGCACGACAUAUACGGGCACACGGCCGAAGUCUCCGUUGCUCCGAAUGGAUUGGCGGUCAAUGUCACGGACUGUGCGGUCGGCAGCAUGUCGGACUUUGAAAUGUUCACUUUUCGUGAAAAAUUUCUAACUCGAUGGGCAGUGCUUGCGGACAAGGGCUGUCAGAGAAUUCAAGACUGCGUCCGUGGCCUUACCCCAGUCAAGCGCCCACCCCAUGGUCUUCUCACGAUGGAGCAGGAGGUGGCUAAUGCCGAGCUGUCUUCGGAUCGCGUUGUGGAGAACUUUUUCGGACGACUCAAGACGCUCUGGGGACUGGCCUCUGACAAGUAUGCAUGGAAGAAGGAGGAGUACAACAUGUACUUUCAGACCUAUGUGGCGCUGACCAACGUGCAUAACAAGAACCGCCUGCUCUCUAUUGGUGGUAAGCUCAAGACGAGGGCAUUGUCCAUGAAGGCCAAGUAUCGCGAAAACCGCAAGGCAAAAAUUCAAGCAGCAUUGGGUCGAGUGAACUCCGGCUACGCGAGCGAGGACUUCGACAUUGGCUAUAAGGAGGCAGAUGACAUUCUUUAUUAG